Paramuricea clavata is the source of this 607-nucleotide messenger RNA. The record is from the annotation of a GenBank genome assembly. NCBI's taxonomy places the organism in Eukaryota, Metazoa, Cnidaria, Anthozoa, Malacalcyonacea, Plexauridae.
CAGGGGUAUAGUCUUACAGAAACAAGAAAACAAUGAGUGGAAACCCGUUUCUUACAUAUCACGCGCACUUACAUAUACAGAAUCUAGAUAUAGUCAAAUUGAAAAAGAAUGCUUGGCAUUCACGUGGGCUUGCGAGAGAUCGAGUGAUUAUAUUUUAGGAAAAUCAUUCUCAGGAGAAACUGAUCACAAACCAUUAGUGCCAUUACUGACCACCCAUACCCUAGACCAAGUACCACCACGAAUCCAAAGGUUCAGAAUGGGAUUAAUGAGGUUCAACUUAGAGAAAAUGACGCAUGUACCUGGUAAACAAAUGUACACUAGUGAUGCCCUAUCGAGAUUGUUAAAACCAUUCACCAAACCAGAUUGUUGUACCGUGCCAGACGACGAAAUGAAUGCGUUUGUUGAAACUGUGAUUGACUCGUUGCCUGCCUCAGAUAAGAAACUGAAAGAAAUUAUCGAAGCUCAUGAAGAGGACGAAGUGUGCAAGAAAGUUAAGCAAUCCUGUCUGGAAGGAUGGCCUGACAAACAUAUGGUUCCAGAUGCUGUGAAGUCAUAUUGGAGAGAAAGAGGAGAACUUAUGGUAGUCCAAGGCUUGAUCCAAUAUUGA